AUGGCGGUGGAGAAAGUAGCUUUGGUGACAGGGGGAAAUGCAGGCAUAGGCCUGACUUUGUGUGUGAGGCUGUUGACAACACAUGCUAACCUACGCCUGUGUCUGGCCUGUCGCAGCAAGGUACGUGGUGAAGCGGCAGUGUCUGCACUGCGACUGUCGCACCCUGGCUCGGACAUCAGCCUAGUCAUCCUGGACACCAGCUGUUUACAGUCAGUGCACAAGGCUGCCGUUGAGAUCAGAGGAAAGUACGAACAUUUAGACUAUGUUUACCUCAACGCUGGUAUAAUGCCCGUGUCUACGGUGAACUGGUCCAACUUCUGGCAGGAUCUCUUCUCAAGGAAAUGCAUCCAUAUGUUCGCAACUGGAGAAGGCUUAUUAAGACAGGUAGAUGGGACGAGUCCUGAUGGAUUGACCAAAAUCUUUGCAACAAAUCUCUUUGGCCAUUUCAUACUUAUAAAAGAGCUUGAGGGAAUCAUGGGAGGAAACAGUGAGCAGCAGUCUACGCAAAUCAUCUGGACAUCGUCCAGCAACGCCAAGAAGGGGUCAUUUGAUGCAAAUGAUAUUCAACAUCAACAUGGGUCAGAGCCCUACAGUUCUUCCAAAUACGCCUCAGACCUUGUCAGUGUGGCCAUUAAUGAUAGACUCAACCAUAAACAUAUAUAUUCGCACACGACGUGCCCAGGCUUAGUGAUGACCAAUCUGACGUAUGGAAUUUUACCGUCAUGGUUUUGGUACCUGGUCCUACCUCUCUUGUGGCUGUUACGGCUGUUCACGGGCAGCAUGACACAGUCUCCCUACAACGGCAGCGAGGCUCUGCUCUGGUUGUCUCUACAGGAACCCGAAAGUUUAGAUCCAUUAAUGAAAUAUCACAGUAGAGUGUCAAUACUGGGGAACAGAUACGUGGAAGCUGUUAAGAUGGACCUUACAAGAGCCUCAGCAAAGGACACUUAUAAAAAAUUGUCAGAUUUAGAGAACGAAUAUAGGUCAAGGUAUAGUCAGUCAUCCAGUUAGCGAUCACUUGACUAUGUACAUUCCUGGUUAUAUGGCCCUGGGGCAGGUUUCAUGAAGCUCACUUAACUAAGUAAGCCCUAAGUAUCAUGACAACAUAUGGCGUAGAAAUAUAAAGUGCACUUAGCCAAGGGUGACAACACGAAGUCAGCUUCAUGAAACCAUCCCUGGGUCUUGUUGAUAUUGCAGUAUAAAUUGUUGAACGAUGGAACGUGUAUGUUUUAGUAGAUACAGGCUUUCCACGGGCACACUAAAGUACUUGAAUUUUGUUUGAAAUGUUUUAAAAGUCUUGGAAAAAGACUUUAUUUUGGAAUAUUAGGCUAGGACUUUUCAUUGUUACAUUCAGAUGUAUUGUAUUAAUUAUUUUUUUAAAUAAGCUAAAAUAAGAAGUAAGGUUAAUCGUAUAGACAACUGAAAACUAUACGUAAAAAUACUUUCAUUUAUUUGUUUAGACUUUUUUGAGUGUUGACAGGCAUUCAAAUAUUUGAAUACUAUGGUGGGCUUUAUGAGCCAUACCGAUGGUAUCUAGGAACUCUGGCGUCACAUCACCUAAUUUCCAGAUGUUCACCAGAAGGAAACAGUUUUCGGGAACAUUAUUUCAGUAAUCUUUUACUCAUGGGUAGAAAGAGUUAUGACAACAUUGAGUGUCAUGAUUAGAGCGGGAUAAUCUUCCUCUGACAUCAGAGUUCCUAACAGCUGAUAGUAUUGUCCAUAAAGCCCACCCUAAAAUUCCAAUAUUUGAAGACCUCUAACUCUUUUCACAAAAAUCGAAAAAAAUGAAUAGAAGUAUGUUUACGCAUAAUUUAAGUGAUGCCUACUUCAAGUUUUAGAGGUCUUGUCCUUUAAAUAAGCUGCCAUUGUUUGAACUUAAAUUUUCCAUGAAAGUGCUGGAAACCAUAAAAUUUUAAAAUGCUACUUAAUUCCCAAGAAAAACCACUGCGGAAAUAUAAAAAUGAUUUGAAGGAUAAUCUAUAGAGCAGAGCUAACUCCAUAGUUCAAAAAGAUUUUAGGUGAGUAACUCUGUUUAACCCUAGAAAUGAGUCCUCAAAAUCUUCACCAGUUUCCGUAAAAUUUUCAUCUUGUGACGUGAUAAUAUUCCUGAUAUGAUGAUAAAUCAGACAGAUAUGAGGUGAAGGAAGGCAGUUACGCUGGAAUGAUAGCAUGCAUGUUUGAAAGUAUGGCGUCAUUUGUGUGAUGGAUGACGCCAAGUGUUCCUGCAUGACAUCACACCAGGUAAAAUUGAAGUCUCUGAAACUAAGAAUAGUGGUUUUAACACAUAUAAUUUUUUUGAAGAUAUAUGAAAACAAUUUAUACCAUCUCGAUUCUUAUCAUUUUACCCUGCUUUUAAGACCCACAGGUCUCGACUGAAGUAGCUCUUUAAGUGUUUUUAAAAAACAUUUUCUUUCAUGACUGAUAAACUGGAAUACAAGUAAACCAGGAAAGAUGGGUGUCGUCUUACAUGUGGCAAUGUUCUACAGGUACAGGUUACCGGCCAAGCUUACAAGUUCUCUAACAAAUUGUCUAGAAGUGAGCUACUUGUCUGUCUGAAGCUCGACUCUGGUGUGAGUGUGAAAUGUUUGUAGAACUCUUAAAUUAAGAAUUUAACAGAACAAGGCGCAGUUUCACAAAACUUAUUGAUUUUUUUGGUG
Molecule: messenger RNA, 2657 nt
Organism: Liolophura sinensis
Lineage: Eukaryota; Metazoa; Mollusca; Polyplacophora; Chitonida; Chitonidae
Product: 3-keto-steroid reductase/17-beta-hydroxysteroid dehydrogenase 7-like
Exons: 10
Coding region: 1-1011 (336 amino acids)
Biological process (GO): cholesterol biosynthetic process
Cellular component (GO): endoplasmic reticulum membrane
Molecular function (GO): 3-beta-hydroxysteroid 3-dehydrogenase (NADP+) activity
Source: RefSeq, a predicted model, not a curated record